Molecule: messenger RNA, 1235 nt
Organism: Protobothrops mucrosquamatus (brown spotted pit viper)
Lineage: Eukaryota; Metazoa; Chordata; Lepidosauria; Squamata; Viperidae
Gene: SLC35A2
Product: solute carrier family 35 member A2
Exons: 4
Coding region: 38-1171 (377 amino acids)
Biological process (GO): pyrimidine nucleotide-sugar transmembrane transport
Cellular component (GO): Golgi membrane
Molecular function (GO): UDP-galactose transmembrane transporter activity
Source: RefSeq, a predicted model, not a curated record
UACAGUGGGAGAGCUCGGCUGCCCCGCGGUUGCCACCAUGGCAGCGGCUGGGGGCCCCGGAGGCGGCGUUGACAGUCCGGUGGCGACGGCAGGUAACCGACAGCUGAAGUACAUCAGUUUAGCAGUCUUGGUGGUGCAAAAUGCCACCCUCAUCCUCAGCAUUCGCUAUGUGCGCACUUUGCCAGGGGACAGAUUCUUUGCUACCACAGCGGUGGUUAUGGCUGAAAUUCUAAAAGGAAUCACCUGCCUACUGCUCAUCUUCAUUCAGAAGCAAGGUAAUCUGAGACAGUUUGCUGCCUCUUUGUAUGAUUCCAUUUUGGUACAGUAUAUGGACACUCUCAAGCUAGCAGUGCCUUCUCUCAUUUACACCCUCCAAAACAAUCUGCAGUACGUGGCCAUCUCUAACCUGCCAGCAGCUACCUUCCAGGUCACCUACCAGCUGAAGAUCCUCACCACAGCUGUCUUCUCGGUGCUGAUGCUCCGCAAGAGCCUGUCCAGUCUUCAGUGGCUGUCCCUCAUGCUUCUUUUUGCCGGUGUAGCCAUUGUCCAAGUGGAGCAGCAGCAGGCAGGGGGCAAGCCAGCCCCCAAGGGCCAGGGGAUGCAACAAAGCUACAUGGUGGGACUUGUGGCCGUGGUGGUGUCCUGCCUCUCAUCCGGCUUUGCUGGGGUCUAUUUUGAAAAGAUCCUCAAGGGCAGCACAGCCUCGGUUUGGCUACGUAACGUCCAACUGGGCAUCUUCGGGACCUUGCUAGGGCUGUUGGGGCUGUGGUCCACUGAGGGGGCAGCUGUAGCUCAGCAUGGAUUCUUCUUUGGCUACACCCCACUGGUGUGGGGAGUGAUCCUGAAUCAGGCUUUUGGUGGCCUCUUGGUGGCACUGGUUGUGAAAUACGCCGACAACAUCCUCAAAGGCUUUGCCACCUCCUUCUCCAUUGUGGUGUCCACCGUGGCUUCUAUCUACCUCUUUGACUUCCACCUCAACCUACUGUUUGCUCUAGGAGCAGGCCUGGUCAUAGGGGCUGUCUAUCUAUACAGCUUGCCCAAGGGACCAUUGUCCAGUCGAUCCCUGGUGGGUGCAGCUAUCCAGCAGCAGCAGGGCCAUGGAGCACAAAGCAAGGAACUUCCUUCCGUGACUACAGAUGGCUUCCUGACCAAGUCAGUACUGAUCAGUUGAGAAGAACAGAACACCUCCUGCAUUACCUGUCACUGGUUUCUUGUGAAGGUUCACAAAAUCUGGA